Strigops habroptila (Kakapo) is the source of this 1170-nucleotide messenger RNA. RefSeq names its product LLP homolog, long-term synaptic facilitation factor (gene LLPH). Gene Ontology annotation, biological process: dendrite extension. The record is from RefSeq and is a predicted model, not a curated record. Gene Ontology annotation, cellular component: nucleolus. Lineage: Eukaryota; Metazoa; Chordata; Aves; Psittaciformes; Psittacidae. The transcript has 3 exons. Gene Ontology annotation, molecular function: RNA binding. The coding region runs from base 106 to 453 and encodes 115 amino acids.
GCCGCGCUGUAUGGGCAGGGCCUGCCCGGUCAGCCUGCGCAUGCGCGGAGAGCGAGCGCAUCCUACCGCGAGGGCUGGCGGCAGGCCUCGUGCGCGGCUGGGGGCAUGGCGAAGAGCCUGAGGAGCAAAUGGAGGAGGAAGAUGCGGGCGGAGAAAAGGAAGAAGAACGCGCCCAAGGAGCUGGAGAGGCUGAAAAAGAUCCUGGGAACCAAUGCGGAUGUCGUCAUGGAGGAGGUCAAGGAGGUGGCGACCGUGCUGCCGCCCCAAAAAGUCCUCGGGCAGCAGGCCGAUGACUGCAAAAUGGACGUAGAUAAUAAACGGAACAAAAAAACUCUUCUAGACCAGCAUGGACAGUACCCAAUAUGGAUGAAUUCCAGGCAGAGAAAGAAGCUUAAGGCACAGCGUGUUAAAGGGAAAAAAAAAUCAAAAUUGGCCAAAGGCCUUGUCUGGUAAAAUUGGAGUUUUGUAAGAUCAUGAAUAUUUUACUUGCAAAAUAAUUAUCCCAAAUAAUACAUUUUAUUUUUGUGCUUGGCCACCAAUAUAAUAUACUGUGUUGCAUGAAUUUUUUAAGAGACUGUUAGGCCAGCAAAUGAUGACAGCAAUAUCGACUUGGUGUCUAACAAACUUAGAAAAAUCAAGCUGAGUGCAUUUGAAUAGACUGUCUGUGGUGAUCUGUUUUGUUGAGGGGGAAAGGGUCUUCGUCUUUUAUAUUGUGAAUGUUGAAAAUGCUAAAGGAACUCCUAAAAAUAAUAAAACUGUAAAUGGUUUUUGUACUGUGGUCUUUGUCAGUGUAACUUGUCUUUUAGUAAAUUCAACCAAAGGAUUGUGUAAACUUGCCAUAUCCUUUAAAUUCUUCUGUAAAAUUACUUUUGUUGCGUGGCUGUGUUGCUUUUAACAUGUGGUAAUUAAUGAAAAUGGGCUUUUGACAUGUAAUUUAAAAGAGAUUAUACACUGAAAUCAACUCCAAAGCUUUGUAAAAGUUCUGUAAGUAAAAAGACAAUAUCAACUGACUUCAGCUCCCAAAGAGAAGGUUGUUGGAACAAAGAAGUAUUUCGCUGCUGUCUGCAACUGAAAUAUUGUAGGAACUAAAUAACUGAAAAUAAAAAUGAUUUAUUAUUAAUAUGAGAGAAUGCAGAUGCACAGAUUGGAAAUAAAGUAGUUUUUAUUUAA